Messenger RNA from Arabidopsis lyrata subsp. lyrata, 1388 nucleotides. Its product is annotated as probable splicing factor 3A subunit 1. Gene Ontology annotation, biological process: mRNA cis splicing, via spliceosome; regulation of alternative mRNA splicing, via spliceosome. The transcript is spliced from 2 exons. Gene Ontology annotation, molecular function: RNA binding; protein binding. The record is from RefSeq and is a predicted model, not a curated record. Lineage: Eukaryota; Viridiplantae; Streptophyta; Magnoliopsida; Brassicales; Brassicaceae. Gene Ontology annotation, cellular component: U2-type prespliceosome; U2 snRNP; catalytic step 2 spliceosome. The coding region runs from base 286 to 1242 and encodes 318 amino acids.
ACAAAUGGAGCUAUUGUUGAUGACGACGAUGUAGCAACAACACCAGAAACUAGUACCCAAGUCAUUGAGCCACCUCCAGGUCUCAUCAGCAAUGAUAUCGAGCGUACGGCGCGUUACAUUUCCAAAAUGGGGUUGGUCGUUGAGAUGUUUCUGAUGCGAGCUCGAGCAAAUAACCCAAGAUACAACUUUAUGUGGAGGUCUGAUCCCUUUCACUCGUUUUACCAGCAGAAGCUUACCGAAUACCUUUCUCAGUCUUAGCAUGGUGAUGCUGCUGCUUGCCAGCAGAUGCUUACUGAUCUACAAGAAGAGGGAGCUAAUCAGGAUAAUGCUCUUGCUGCUCUACCCCAUCUUGCUCACCCUCCACCCAUUCAUCUGCCAGAUGGUCUUGAGUUUAGACGUCCCAAGGGGAUGAAUGGCAAGGAGUUUAAAACUAUGAAGCUCACAGCGCAGUUUGGCGCUUGGUAUGGUAACGAUUUCUGGCUUGGGUUCAAGAACAGAGCUGGGUUUGAGUUUACGAAUCCAACUCAUAGCAACUUCCCACGUUUCACUCGGUUUGUUCUCGAGUAUUCACAAGUACUAAAACCCCCUCAAGAUUUGAAAGAAAAGGUGAGCAAGAAUGACACCUAUUUGGCAGCCAUUCAUGACGGUUUCUUCCGUCUUCUUCAGUCUGAUUUUCUCCAAGAGAUGGAAUGGCGGCUUGGAGGGGUGGUGUCUAUGACUGAUUGGCAUUCUUCUCUCGACAAAGAUUUUCCUAACGACAAGGAAGAGCUGCCACCACCACCACCAGGAACUGGAACUGGAAUGUCUUCUCCUCUGGAACCAGAGCCAAAUACACAAAAGAUUGACGAGCCUGCAGGCCUUGUUCCAGAAGAGCAGUUUCUUGCUCAACACCUGGGUUGGUGUACCAUCAGGGUUUCUGUUACCGAUAUCGAUGGUUGUGAGCUACUGGUCAUUGAGAAAACAGUGCAGUCGUUAUCGGAAAACGUGGCGAGUUUCAAGGAGAAAAUAGCUGAGGAGAUGGGAAUCCCACCAGAGAGACAGGUAUUAUACUGUAAAGCCGGGUUGUUAGAGGAGAACAACAAGUCACUUGCACAUUACAAUGUGGGAGCAGGAGAGAUCCUAACUCUGUCCUUGUGUGCGUGUGGGAGACGGGGAGAUAUGAACAAGGCUUGUCGAUGCAUGGAAAUGCUCGCUGAGGCGUUAAUGUUGUCCUUGCAGAAGUAUGAUCUCCAAAAUAAUUAGUGUCUUUUAAUUCUAGCUUAAUUAAAUUGAUGAUUGGUUUGUUCGUUUUGGCUCUGUAAAAGACGUCGUUACUUAACUUUCUUAUGUGUGAUACUGAUGGUCAUUUUUAGUUUCUCCUCCAUGUAAGCUACUUAACUAAUUAUCUC